AUGUGCCUAUUUUUUCGGUUAUCUUAUGUGGGUAUAUAUCUUUGGGCCAUAAUAAGAGUAAUCCAUGGGUCAAACGGGCCGUAUCAUAAUUUUAAUUUGAAAUUAAAUAGGUUAAUUGGGCAUAGGGAACCAUUAUUUUCGCGAUCUUCUUUUUUUGUAUUCGCGCCUGUGAUUGAUAGCCUUUCACCUGGUUCCUUCGUCGGCGUCACGGUGCAACAUCCAUCGUUACGCAGUCUUGCUUGGUUUUUUGUUAUCUCUCAUCUCUUGCUAGUGCAACACCAACAGUUCCACGGGUAUUAUGGUAAACUGCUACUGAAACUAGAUUCUGUGGAGUGCCGAUUCUAUUCUACGUUUUGA
Molecule: messenger RNA, 357 nt
Organism: Lactuca virosa
Lineage: Eukaryota; Viridiplantae; Streptophyta; Magnoliopsida; Asterales; Asteraceae
Source: the annotation of a GenBank genome assembly